Aspergillus mulundensis is the source of this 840-nucleotide messenger RNA. RefSeq names its product LUC7 domain-containing protein. NCBI's taxonomy places the organism in Eukaryota, Fungi, Ascomycota, Eurotiomycetes, Eurotiales, Aspergillaceae. The record is from RefSeq and is a predicted model, not a curated record. The transcript is spliced from 3 exons. The coding region runs from base 1 to 840 and encodes 279 amino acids. Gene Ontology annotation, biological process: mRNA splice site recognition. Gene Ontology annotation, molecular function: mRNA binding. Gene Ontology annotation, cellular component: U1 snRNP; U2-type prespliceosome.
AUGGCGGCCGAACAGAGAAAGCUGCUGGAGCAGCUUAUGGGAGCCGACCAGCUCAUAGGCAUCCCCGGCGCACCCUCACGCAAUGCCCAGCUCUCCAUCACAGACCCCAAAGUCUGCCGCUCGUAUCUCGUCGGUACCUGUCCGCACGAUCUCUUCACAAACACAAAGCAGGAUCUCGGCCCCUGCCCGAAGGUGCACAGUGAAGGACUGAAGACGGAAUACGAGACCGCGUCUGCGGCGGAAAAGGCGAAAUGGGGGUUCGACUACGACUACAUGCGCGAUAUGCAGAAGUACAUUGAUGACUGUGACCGGCGGAUUGAGUCUGCUCAGCGCCGGUUGGAAAAGACGCCGGAUGAGAUUCGGCAGACGAAUAAUCUGCUCAAACAAAUAUCCGAUCUCACAAAAACCAUCAACACCGGCCUCCUCGAAGUCUCCGUCCUCGGCGAAACCGGCUCGGUCGCGCAAGCCCUGAACGAACUGCACAAGAUCCGCACCGCAAAGCACCAGAAGGAAACAUGCGAACGCGAUCUCAAGAACCUCCAAGACACAUCUGGCCCAUCUGGUCACCAGAAGCUGCAAGUUUGCGACGUCUGCGGCGCGUACCUGAGUCGUCUCGAUAACGACCGCCGCUUGGCCGACCAUUUCUUCGGAAAGAUGCACAUGGGAUACUCGGAUAUGCGCAAGGGAUGGAAGAAGCUGAACGAAGAGCUCAAGGGCCGACCUCCACCUGUUAGGCACCAUGACGAGGACGACGGGGGCUGGGGUGGCCGGUCUGGUGGUGGGAGAGGGCCCAGAUAUGGUGGUGGCGGCGGAUAUAAGAAGAGGGGCGGACGGUGGUGA